This is a messenger RNA of Trypanosoma conorhini, 2952 nucleotides long. RefSeq lists its product as uncharacterized. Lineage: Eukaryota; Euglenozoa; Kinetoplastea; Trypanosomatida; Trypanosomatidae. Bases 1 to 2952 code for a protein of 983 amino acids. The transcript has a single exon. The record is from RefSeq and is a predicted model, not a curated record.
AUGGCCGUGAGCGACGGCGGGUGUUUGGCCUCCGUUAAACGCCUUCUUCUGCAGGAGCCGUGGGAGAACCCGGGCCGGGCGAGCGACGUCAUCUGCCGCCUGCUGGAUGAUUCGCUGAUGGGGUGCCGCGGGGACGCGGCGCGCGACCGCCCCGUCGCAGACGCAGAGCAAAAAGUGAAGGUUGCGUGCCUCUUCUUCGACUUCGUCGGGUACUUCGCCACUGCAGUCACCAGCAGGCGCUGCGGUGGGGCCCACGGCGCUCCCGCAACGGAUGACAGCGGCGGCGACCUCACAGUGGGGGCCCCGCCGCGACCGCACGGUGCGGCAGCGUCCCAGAGAGGGCUUCGGCACUCCGUGCCACUCCCGCCCAUUCACGAGCUUUGGCGCCAGCCGUCCCUCGUGGCAGCCAUCGAGCGGCUCGCAGAAGUCGUCUGGAACAUUCAAGCGCUGCUGCACCUUGGGGACGGUCAUGUGGAGGCCUCUCGCGUGGGGCGGUGCCCGCUUUGCUACGCGGCAAGCAUAGAGCAUGUCCCCGGCACCGACGUCAUGUGGUGCCUCCUCGAGCUCCACGCCGUCUACCGCGUUGCUGAGGAGGCGUCCUCCGGCUAUGAGAGAGGGAGGACGUCCAGCUUGAAGCAGGCGGCCUCAACAAACGCGAGCGAUGAGAUGACUCUCGCCCUCGACGUCGACACCCGACGGCUGCUGUGGACGCACGCCAUGGCUGUCUGCCGCAACGCCGUUUGGAAUGGCGCCGUGCAAACGCUGCGUCUCUCCGUAGAGCAGUGGGUGUAUGGCGGGACGCACCCCACGCUCUUUGCGUUGGCGCGCCAGAAGAGCGGCCCCGCAGCCGUGCAGGUGGGCGGCGACGUCGUCAGCCACUCCGCCCUCGUGCUGAUUCAGUGCUGCCUCCUCAUUCAGGACGAGGUGGCGUUCGAGGUGGAGGUACGCGACGCGGCCGCGCAAGCAACACCGGCGGGCAAACGGCAGUGGAAGGGCGGUAUACGUCGGACCCUUGAAGAGGCCCGCCGUGGGAACGAAGACGACGCGGAAACUGCGUCCCAAACCUCCUCCCUGACGCUGCGGGGGCGCGGUGAUGCUGGGCUGCACGACUCACUCCUGGCGCUGCGUGAACUGUCGCAUGCGGCAGGUAGCGCCGCUGCUUUCGUAGCCCUCACCACGACGGCGCCACACUACGCGACGGGCGGGGCAACGUUGCUGCAUUGGGUGUCCGCGAAGGGCUACGAGUGCUGUGUGCGGCUGCUGCUUACGGCGUGGGUGGAAGUCUACCGCGACGCCCGGUUGCCGCCGAGCGUUGCACGCCACGUGGCGUGUGAGGAAAAACGCGUGUGUGUCGACUUUGCGCAGGCGCAGACGUGGGAGGCGCCGACGGACACGACGACGACGAAGGCGGCGGCGGCGCCGAAAACAACUGCGAGGGCCAUCCGCUGCACUGCGCUGCAGGUCGACGAUGACAUUUUGCCGGGCGCGGUGCAAGGGGGUAGUGUGGCCGUGCUCCGCCAGCUGCUUCUCUGCGGGGCCUCGCGGCACCACUGGGAGGUCGGAGCGCCGGCGGACGAGGAGGUGCUCGCGCUGCUGCUUGACCCCGGCAACGUGCUGGACGGGGUGGUGGGCACCCUGCACGAACGCGUCCGUGACUCCCUGUGCGCCACUGCGGCUGCCGACGCCCUCGCGAGCGCCGCGUGGCGACUUUGGAGUGAAAAGGUGCGGAAAGUGGCCGCCGAUAAGGCGGGUGAGGCGGCGUACAGGCGAUCACACGACGGCGUCAUGCGCACCGCCCUAGCCGCACUUGAGUUUGACCCAUACAACCCUCUUGCCCGCACCACGCUGCGGGACGUGCUUGCACGCAAAGUCACGGAUGUCCCUGCCGUGAGGCUUCCGAUGGGAGAAGCCGCACUGGAGCAGAGGCGUUACUACCAAACGGCGCGGCGGAUGUGCGAGCAGCUGCUCUCGACGCGCACGGAGCGCGAGCGCGAGAUACAGUCCCUUCUGCGCUCCGUGCCACUUCCCGCGGAAGCGACGUCACCCCCGGCGAACGCCACAACGGCGCCCAUGACGUCGGACAACACGUUUUGGUUCCUGACUUCCUCUCAGAGCGGAGGCGUCAGCGGCGGUGGCGGGUCGCCGGCGACGAUUGCCACCGACGAGCAACAGCGGCCGGUCUACGCGCUGGUGAAUCUCACCGACCCCACUGCCUCGCCCGCGUCGAGGACGACGGCGAUGAUGCAUCCGCUGUGGGUGCGACUUCCGCGCGGCGUGGACGUCCAGCGAAGCCUUGAGCGUGUCGGGGGGCUGUAUGGGUUGGUGGAGAGCGCCAUGCCCCUCAUCGCACCCGUGGAGCGCGGCGACCUGGUCGUAUUUGCGCUGCGCCAAAACUUCUGCCGCUUCGACGUUACUCGAGUCGUGCGCCCGCAGGACGGCGCGGUGGUGGAGGUCCCAUGCGUGCUGCAGGGCGCUCGCGACGAGGUGAAAAAGUCCAUCCUGCGCUGCGCCGUGGUGCCACCGCCGGUGUACGAGCUGGACGACGACCGUGUCUUGGGUGACCCGCUGCAGUGGCUUGAGCCGGCGUCCACGCCGACCAGUGACGUCGUCGAGCAGCUCCUCAACAAUCGACGGUGCCUGCAGCGGUGGCUGUACGUUGCCCUUCGAGGUCGUCGCACGUCGUGGUUUCACGACCUCCCUCUGACCCCGAGCGAGGCCUCUGUCUGGCGCCUGGGGACGACUUCCAAUGGGGUCGACACGCGUCUUGUGUUUGCCACGGCGGCGUUCCCGCUCGCGGGCGAUGCGGAGGCCGGGGAGGUGGAUGAUCCGCUUGGACUGACGUCGGAAGCCAUCUUUGUCCUGCGGUCGCCAAGAACCCGCGUGGUGGAAGGCGACGUGGCUUUCCGGGUGGCAGGCGUCUUCCCGAGGUGGGGGUGGGGGAACUCGAGUUAG